Molecule: messenger RNA, 4353 nt
Organism: Neoarthrinium moseri
Lineage: Eukaryota; Fungi; Ascomycota; Sordariomycetes; Amphisphaeriales; Apiosporaceae
Exons: 2
Coding region: 1-4353 (1450 amino acids)
Biological process (GO): mRNA splicing, via spliceosome
Cellular component (GO): catalytic step 2 spliceosome
Molecular function (GO): mRNA binding; helicase activity
Source: RefSeq, a predicted model, not a curated record
AUGUCGACGGCCAAGCGCCUCAAGAGCAACCGUGAGCCUAAGUCGCAAGCCCCGAAGCCAGACACCGCCCGCCCGACGGCCGCCGACAUCGAGGGCGAGUCCGAGUUCGCCCAGCUCGCCCGCCAGCACUGGCUGAAGACCACCAAGCGCGGCGCCAAGUCCAAGGCCAAGGUCAAGGUCAAGCAGAAUGUCGUCAAGCAGGACCUGUGGGACGCCUUGGAGAAGGACGGCUUCCAGUACAAGGCCCUACUGGUGCUCGAGGGCCUCCAGGUCCUGGAAAGCUACCUGUGGCCCGGCUACUCGGACGACGCCUCCAACUUCCAUGUCUUGCUGAUCGCCCUCAUCACCAAUGUCAAGGCCCGCGAGCGCCUCGAGACUUGGCCCAUCUUCGAGGACCGUCCCGACGAUUUCUCCCUGUUGUUCCGCCGCAUCUUGUCCAUGGCCCUGGACCAGACCCUCUCCCUCACCAUCCGGACCCAUCUUCUAUGCUUCAUCAUCAACGCCUUCCAGAGCCUGGACUGCGCCAUUGUGAGAAAGGAAUGCGCGCCCUUGGUGUCCAUCUCCAUCUGGCACGGCUUAUCAUCUGAGACGAAGCGCGACGCCAGGCUCGCAGAUAAUGCGCACCUCAAGAAGGCAUGGAAGGCUGCAGCCAGGAGAUACGAGUCCGCCGACGAGGAGACACAGACCCGCCUGCGCUUUGAAAGGCAAUGGCUUCUCGCCCUGACUCUGCAUUUCAUGAGCAUGCUCCACCAGCCCAAAUUCUCCGCCGAGCAUCUUCUCUACGCCUCACGCUUCAUGGAGCUUCUCAUUGACCUCCAGAGCUCAUUGCCGACCAGGAGAUACGUCAACACCUUGCUCCAGGACCUGCAUCUGCUGGUAGCCAUCAGCUUGUCACCCAUGUACAAUGCUGAAGAAAGCACCCUCCUGCGUAGGCAAUGGUUCUUGUUGCGCGACUACACCUACUUCAACAUUGACGAUCAAACGGGUAUUCAGCUCAGUCAAUCAGAAACGUAUGAGCGCCACUGUAACGCUCUGAAGAAGCUGCAGCAGGUAGCAUUUCGCCAUUUCAAGGACAAGCUGGCCGUGCUGGCGCUCUCCAACUAUGGCUCUAUUGAGAAGGGCGCCGAGCUCAAGAGUCUGUUGGAGCCGCUACAAGACAAUGAAGUCUUGAAUUUGGCCGUGUUCCUGGAUUUGAGGACGGAAUACCCUCCGUCGUCCAAUGUCACAGUAGACCGAGCUUUCCUGAUUGAGGCAAUCGUCACCACUUUUGAGCGCAGGAAAACAUUCCAACAGUUCGCAGCCGCGAACUUGCCAACGGAAGUCGAAUUGUGGAAUGUGCUCAUGUCCACGACCGAUGACUACGACGGUUCAAAGCCUCUUGCCCUGCCCAAGCUGAACCUGCAGUACCUGUCUGUUGUGGAUUUCCUAUGGCGAGCCAUGGUACUUUAUCGAGCUGAGUCCUUCCAUGGAAUCCGGAAUGACAUUGAAACUGCUCUCAGGCGGCUACGCCCCGAGGUUGGGAGAUCUGGUGAAACGAGGUUUGCUGGUUCCUCCAAGAUGGCGUUACCCACUUCCAAGGUCUCUAUCCUUGAGGUUGUGCCGCCCUUGGUUGGGGAGCGAAAGCCCUCAGCUGUCCGCGCCGAGAUAUCUCUGGAUCUUCGUCGUCUCUCCGACCGUGUGCGUUACGAGUGGGACUCUCUGCGGCCAAACGAUAUUGUGUUCCUGGUCUCGGUAGAUGCUUCCCUUAUGAAGAGCACAUCGAAUGGGGACAGUAAACCCACGUCGGAGGCCGAGAGGCUUGGAAUAGUAGCUGUGCGAACGGCCGAGGUCGUCCAAAUCACCGACGACAAAGGCCGUUCAAUCAAAGACCCUAAUGCUCAUCUGAAUGGGGGGAUUCGUUCAUCUUCGCGUAGGGUUCAGUUGAAACUUGACGCGGAGACUUAUCAGCAAGAUACACAACGUCAUUCAUCGGGCAAGUUAGAAGUAUACGACAGAAUCAACCUCAUCAUCCGAAGAAGCGGGCGCGAGAACAACUUCAAGCCGGUCUUGGAGUCGAUCUGCAAUCUCGUCCAGUCUGAGGUGCCUCUGGCACCUUGGCUGCAUGAAGUAUUCCUUGGUUACGGUGAUCCAGCGGCCGCAACCUACAAGAACCUACCAAACCGAGUGAAGAAGAUAGAUUACCGAGACACGUUCCUGAACUGGCAACAUCUCGUGGAGAGCAUGCCCGGGAAGGCUGUCGAGCCUGGUUUCAAUGUCUCGGGCAGCUUUGGACCUCCAUACGUGCUCGAGUCGGUCGACAAAGCGACAGAAGUGCCUCAAACCAAGCCGUCCAAGAAGAGAAGAAGGGACGCUGAACCUGCUCUCCUGGCCGAGGUGGAGACGUAUCAUGUUUCCACAUACAAGCCUCCGAACACGGGGCCGUAUCCCAUUGAUGCGCCCAAAUGGAACUCCGUUCGUUUCACAGCUACUCAAAUCGAUGCCAUCAUCUCCGGUACACAGCCAGGUCUCACAGUCAUUGUCGGUCCACCUGGAACUGGAAAAACAGAUGUAGCCACCCAAAUCAUUAACAACAUAUACCACAACUUCCCGGAGCAGCGGACACUUCUCAUUGCACAUUCCAACCAGGCGUUAAACCAACUCUUCGCCAAGAUAGCAGCUUUAGACAUUGACCAACGCCACCUGCUUCGUCUUGGUCACGGCGAAGAGGAGCUGGAGCUGCAAGGUAGUUUCAGCAAACAUGGCCGGGUAGAGUCAUUCAUGGAGAACCGCGAUCAAUAUCUUCAGGAAGUCAAUCGCCUAGCAGCGAGCAUUGGCGCUCCAGGAGCCCACGGUAACUCCGCCGAGACCGCUGGGUACUUCAACUCUGUCUACAUUGAACCUGCGUGGACCAAGUUUACAGAGGCCACGAAGGCAGCGGAUGCCUCACCUUCGGAUAUUGUCCAUGCAUUUCCUUUUCACCAAUACUUUUCCAACGCGCCCCAGCCACUGUUUCCUGCGGAUGCAGACAGUCCUACAGUCCUGGAUAUUGCCAAUGGCUGCUACCACCACAUAUCCAAGAUCUUUUCUGAGCUGAAGGAUGUUCAGCCAUUCGAAAUCCUCAAAAGGGAAAAGGACAAGGCCAACUACCUUCUGACGAACGAGGCGCGCAUAAUCGCCAUGACCUCAACCCACGCUGCUAUGAGGCGAAGCGAAAUAGCCAACCUUGGCUUCCAAUACGACAAUGUGGUCAUGGAAGAAGCCGCCCAGAUUACCGAAGUCGAGAACUUCAUCCCGCUCGCCAUGCAGAAGCCCAAGGAUGGUCAAACACCUUUACAGAGGGUGGUUCUUUGCGGUGAUCAUUACCAGAACUCGCCAGUCAUCCAGAACUUUGCUUUCAGACACUUUGCGAAUCUCGAGCAGUCUCUAUUCUCUCGUCUGGUUCGCCUUGGAAUUCCUGUGAUCACGCUGGAUCAACAAGGUCGCGCUCGUCCCUCCAUUGCAGCACUAUAUCAAUGGCGAUACCCGAGUCUCGGCAACUUGCCCCACGUGGAAAGUCUCCCAGAGUUUCAAACCGCGAAUGCUGGCUUCAAGUACGAUUUCCAAUUCAUCAAUGUGCCCGAUUAUAAGGGCCGCGGUGAGAUGGAACCGACGCCCCACUUCAUUCAGAACCUAGGCGAGGCUGAGUAUGCGGUCGCGAUCUACCAGUACAUGCGUCUGCUCGGAUACCCUGCAGAUAAGAUCAGCAUCCUCACCACUUAUGCCGGCCAGCGUGCCCUUGUGAAAGACGUCCUCUCCCAUCGGUGUGCAAAGAACUCCAUCUUUGGUUUGCCCAAGAUCGUGACAACGGUCGACAAGUAUCAGGGCGAACAGAACGACUACAUCAUUCUCUCACUGACUCGCACGUCGCGCGUUGGCUAUUUACGAGAUAUUCGCCGUCUUACUGUAGCACUGUCCCGUGCCCGGCUUGGUCUCUAUAUCCUUGGCAGACGUGAAGUUUUCGAGUCUUGUUAUGAGCUGAAGCCGGCCUUCGAACUGCUCCUCCAGCGGCCCGACAAACUUGCUCUCGCCACUGGCGAGCUCUGGCCCUCGGAGCGUCUGCUAGCUAGCGAGGACGGUGCUACGGUUCCGGGCGAGGCUGUCAUGGAAGGCGUUGAGCACCUUGGUCAAUUCGUCUUCGAGAUGACAAACUCGCGGAUCAAGCAACUUCAGGAGGAAAACGGGUUGCCUCAAGCGCAGAUCGUCGAGGUCAUGGAACCGGUCAACGAAGAGGACGAGAGCGAGUAUGUCGAAGGCGUCAAGGGCACCGAGGAGGACGCCGAAGAAGUUGCCCAGGAGGUCAAGGAGGGCUUUGAGGCUGAGGAGGAAGAUGACUAG